CCUCCCUCAUCUACCCCCCCCCCGCGCUUCCACCCCGCACCCAUGCACACGCCCCCAUCGGUCUCUCCUGCUACCGGGGCGUUGACGGUGAGGGCAGCCGGGCAGGGGCCUGCGGAGGAUGGAGGAGAAGCCCUCCGCCAGCAUCAAGCCCUACCUGGACAAGCUCACCCUGGGGGUCACACGGAUACUGGAGACUUCUCCAGGGGUUACUGAGGUGGCAUUUGUGGAAAAGGAGCCAGCUGAACGCCACACAAUCAUUUCAUGGGAGCAAAAAAACUCCUGCAUGUUGCCAGAGGAUUUAAAGAACUUCUAUCUUAUGACUGAUGGCUUCCAGAUGACCUGGAGUGUGAAGACCGAUGAUACCCCAAUGCCCCUGGGCUCCAUGGUGAUUAAUAGUGUCUCGAAGCUAUGUCGACUUGGGGGUUCCUCUAUGUACACUCUGCCUAAUGCACCAACACUCGCUGACCUGGAAGAUGACACAGAUGAGGAAGGUAAUGGAGACAAACCAGAGAAGCCACACUUUGAUUCUCGUAGUCUUAUAUUUGAAUUAGACCCAUGCAACGGGAAUGGGAAAGUUUGUCUUGUUUAUAAGCACACUAAACCAGUUGUCUCCCCAGACACAGAGAUAUGGUUCCUGGACAGAGCUCUGUAUUGGCAUUUCCUCACCAAAACCUUCACAGCCUACUACCGCCUGCUCAUUACCCACCUGGGUCUCCCGCAGUGGCAGUACGCCUUCACCAGCUAUGGGGUCAGCCCCCAGGCCAAGCAAUGGUUUAACAUGUAUAAACCCAUAACCAUCAACACAGCUCUCCUCUCUGAAGAAGCUGAUUCCUUUGUGAACAAGCUGGACCCCAAUAAGGUAUUUAAAAGCAAGAACAAAACUCCAGUGAUCAAAAAGAAACCACCCUCCCAGCCAGCAGGCUCCCAAAAGAGUCACAUGAGCAUGACCUCCUCCAAGACAUCCUCACUAGCUGGGAAUUCUUCAAGGAAGAGAGACCCCCAGAUCUGACCCUGGACAGCAUUUGCAAUAAAGUUUUGAUGUUCUCUGAUGCAGAGUCUCAGUGGUUCAGACCAAGUUCCUUGUGCAUGAAUAGUUGUGCCCAUGGAAAACACAUUGCAGCAUUUGCAUGAAAUAUAGCCAUGAUGUACUCUGACAUGGGAGGGAUGUAGUUCCUGGAGUUUUCUGGAAAAACCUUGAGACAUUGAUUUUAUUCCCUUCUGCUACUUGCAGCAUGUACUUUUCAGAGGGCAUAAAGAAGCCUUUGAUGUCACUGCUCUAUAGGGAAGCUUUUGUUCCUAUGCAACUACAGCAGUGAAAUGAAAGCAAAUGUAAGUCACCAUUACUUUAAUAGUCCCAUGCUAAAAUACAGCAUAUGAAGAUAUUUCUGCCAUCUCCUUUGAAAGAAACCUGUCCUGACCUUGCAUGCUAUGGGAGCAGGCUGGAACCCACUGAACAAAGAAAUAUCUUCUGCUUCAGACAGAAUCAAACUCCACACUUCCCUGUGCUCCAUCCAGCUUCUGCUCUGGGAUUCAUGGUACAAAGGGACCAACCUGGGGCUUCCAUGUCUGUGCAUUGGCCUAGUCACUUCCUCUACAGCCCAGACUACUUUUUGGCCUUUGUGCCAUAUCUUUUCAGAUAUUUAUGUCUGUGUGAUGUCCUUCCUAGUUAGCCUGAAGACAGCCAGAAGCUGCAAGGUUCCUCACUGCCUCUGCUUUCUCCUCUUGUGGGAACUGCUGAGCCAGGGGGUCAGUGGUGUUAAAAGUCCCAUAAUCCAGGAGGACCCCUUGGUUUGUCACGCAUUCAUUUGCAAAGUUGACCAUUCAAACAGCCUUUGUCACUUUUCAAUUGGGCAGGAUCUGACCAGGGGCCACUGAGAUCCUCCAGCCUUAGAAGCCCCUGAUGCUGUUCUCUAUACUGUAAGUUUUCAGGUUAGAACUGCACUUUAACCCAUUCACUGCUGGUUUUCAGUUACAUCUGAUUGAUUCCAUUACUUUUCUAUGCCAUUCUGUCUCAGAUGUGCUGGAAACACAUGGUAGCAAACAACUCAUUUUGUGCCUAAGCAGGGAAAUCAAAGUCACCAUCUUCAAAUAAGCAUUGAUUAUUUAAACAGCAUCACCCUUUAUUUAUGAAACAGUCACAUAAUUACAUAAGACAAACCUACCUCACAGGGAUGUUGUGAGGAUUUCAUGAGUAUUUGUAUGGCCUUCAGAAAGAUGAAACCACCCCGUAAGUGCUUAAUAGUAUUUUAAUAAAGAGUUUAAUAUUUUCCUCCAGAA
Molecule: messenger RNA, 2277 nt
Organism: Aquila chrysaetos chrysaetos
Lineage: Eukaryota; Metazoa; Chordata; Aves; Accipitriformes; Accipitridae
Gene: TPGS2
Product: tubulin polyglutamylase complex subunit 2
Exons: 8
Coding region: 119-1009 (296 amino acids)
Biological process (GO): protein polyglutamylation
Source: RefSeq, a predicted model, not a curated record